UAAAAUGGCUCCGAGACAACAGGGGGCGCUCUGUGCGAGUCUGUCUGCCAGUUCUACAGACAGCUAGCCUGCUAGCAAACAACAACAGAAGAUCCCGGACAACUAGCUAGCGUCAUAAUUUAACCCAACACAAAGGGGGCAACCUGCUUCCAUCUGGCAUGUACUGAUGCAGAUGGAUGUCAGAGGUGAAUAUUGACGUGUGGAAGUGACUUCUCCUCACCCUCUUGCCCCACCUUCUGUCACGCUGGCAAUGUCAAGAGUCCCGAGUCCCCCUCCCCCUGCGGAAAUGUCCAGCGGGCCCGUGGCCGAGAGCUGGUGUUACACACAGAUCAAAGUGGUGAAGUUCUCUUACAUGUGGACCAUCAACAACUUCAGCUUCUGUCGUGAGGAGAUGGGCGAGGUCAUCAAGAGCUCCACCUUCUCUUCUGGGGCCAAUGACAAGCUGAAAUGGUGUUUGCGAGUGAAUCCUAAGGGCCUGGAUGAGGAGAGCAAAGACUAUCUGUCUCUCUACCUGCUGCUGGUCAGCUGUCCGAAGGCCGAGGUGCGCGCCAAGUUCAAAUUCUCCAUCCUCAACGCCAAGGGAGAGGAGACCAAAGCCAUGGAAAGCCAGAGAGCAUAUCGCUUUGUCCAGGGCAAAGACUGGGGCUUUAAAAAGUUCAUCCGGAGAGACUUCCUCCUAGAUGAGGCCAACGGCCUUUUACCCGACGACAAGCUCACACUCUUCUGUGAGGUGAGUGUGGUACAGGACUCGGUCAACAUAUCUGGGCAGAACACCAUGAACAUGGUGAAGGUGCCUGACUGCCGGCUAGCAGAUGAGCUGGGGGGCCUGUGGGAGAACUCACGCUUCACAGACUGUUCCCUUUGUGUGGCUGGACAGGAGUUUCAGGCCCACAAAGCCAUCCUGGCAGCACGUUCCCCUGUAUUCAGCGCCAUGUUUGAGCACGAGAUGGAAGAGAGCAAAAAGAACCGUGUGGAGAUCAACGAUGUGGAGCCGGAGGUUUUCAAGGAGAUGAUGUGCUUCAUUUACACAGACAAGGCUCCCAACCUGGACAAGAUGGCCGAUGACUUGCUGGCAGCAGCUGACAAGUAUGCUCUGGAGAGACUGAAGGUAAUGUGCGAGGAUGCGCUGUGCACCAGUCUGUCUGUGGAAAAUGCAGCUGAGAUCCUCAUCCUGGCUGACCUGCACAGCGCCGACCAGCUCAAAACACAGGCCGUCGACUUCAUCAACUACCAUGCUGCAGAGGUGAUGGAGACAGCAGGUUGGAAGUCCAUGGUGGCAUCUCAUCCACACCUGGUGGCCGAAGCUUACCGCUCCCUGGCUUCAGCCCAGUGCCCUUUCCUCGGACCCCCACGCAAGCGCCUCAAACAAUCCUAACAGCAAAACGUCUACACUCGUGCAUACCCACACACAUGCAUAUACAUACAAAGACACACAGAUUUCCCCCUCACACAGGGACAACCUUCCCCCUUGCUGUUACUACACUACUUACAGCCUCCCCCGAAUCUCCUCCUUCUGCCCUAUCCAAACCUGCUGUAUUUAGUCUCUUCUAAAGAUGGAGGGAAGAAAAAGAGGAUGAGGAAGAGAGGGGCAGGUGGGCUAAUGAAGUGGAUGUUUGUUGUUUACAAAAAACACAACACCCCUCCCCUUUGCUCCUUGGCUCUGGGUUAGUGAGGUCUGACAUUGUGCUCUUUUCCGUGUGUGAAAGCUAAAUCCCUCGACAUCGUCGUAAGUUCCUACUUUGGAAUCCGUUCGGGAGGAAGGACUGAACACAACAACCCAAAAAGAGCCAGCUGUCUGGAAAUGUGGAGGAUAAAAGGACAAGUGCAGAUGAUAAAUGAAGUCUUUAACUGGCUAUUUCUUCAUAUGGCUUCUUUUUGCUCUGUUCUUAGUGUUUGGAGUAAAGCAGUCAGAGAAGCCCCCAAACUAAUGGACACAUGGGCCUGUGAGGGACUAAAGAAGAAGAAGUGGGCCUGUUAGUUAUAAACUAGAAGCCCCCGCACCCCUCCCCUCUGAGAAAGACAACCAAGGGCUAGUCAAAAAAGCAGAUAUGGGACAAACUCAUCAUUAAUUCUCCCAAAGAAAGUUGGGAAACUAAACUUGCACUAAAGUCACAGGUCACCCCUCUACAACCAGCAGUAAGGUAGAAAUACUGUAGGCAAGCACACAUUGAAGCAAGCUUCAUGGACUAAAGAUCCAGCUGGACCACCAAGAACAAGUACCCUUUAAGAAGAUUAAUCAGCAAGUGACAGAACACACAUACUCCCAUAUAGAACUCUGCUUCAUCUGCGUCUUUUAAAUAGCUGGGGAAAAAGUAUAGAGGGAUACAAAAAAUAGCAACGCACAACUGGAUGUCAUUCUCGGGGAAAUUGUAUUUUGUGUGUGUCUUGUAGCCCUUGAGAUAAAAAAAAAAGAAAUCCAAGGUGUCAAUGGACAAACCAACCAGGAGACAACAAAUGGAGGGGGGGGGGAUGUCGAGAAAUGGUUUCAAAAUGACGUUAAGAUUUAAUCAGGCAUGUUAAUGUUCUUUUAUGACAGAUUUCUUAUUUGUUUGUUUUUUUCCUCAGAACUGUCAUUUCUAUUUUUUUCAUAGGAAUUUGUACAGCCACUAGUGUUUUUGAAGCUGUGUAAACAAAGCAUUUUCAACCGUGAAAUUGAAAAGAAAAAGCGGACAGAUGUUUUCUUUGCAGGCGUGAAGACUGAGGUGAAAUUAAAUUGAAAUGAACACGUUUUAAUGUUCAGAAUAGACAGAAUGUGAAAGAAUUGCACACCAAGGCAAACCACAUGAAAUACAUUUGAAGUUAUCAUUUUAACCCGGGGGGAAAUGGUAAUUGAUAGAAGGAACCGUUGUUUCUUUCCUGUAGAUAUUGCUGGUUAUGAGAAGUGACACUUAGUUGUUGCCAUUUUUUUGUUCCCAAAAGAUUAAACCACAACUAUUUUGUAUUGAAUGCAA
Molecule: messenger RNA, 2951 nt
Organism: Sander lucioperca (pikeperch)
Lineage: Eukaryota; Metazoa; Chordata; Actinopteri; Perciformes; Percidae
Product: speckle type BTB/POZ protein
Exons: 10
Coding region: 251-1375 (374 amino acids)
Biological process (GO): proteasome-mediated ubiquitin-dependent protein catabolic process; regulation of proteolysis
Cellular component (GO): nucleus; cytoplasm
Molecular function (GO): ubiquitin protein ligase binding
Source: RefSeq, a predicted model, not a curated record